GGGGACCUUUUGACGGACCAGGGCAGCUUUUCCCACACUCCCACCCCCCCAUACCCCCUCUUCGUCUCAUGCGGGCAGAGCAAAUACUGACAAAAUGAACACUUUCUUCUUUAUCGCGCGCCGUCCACAGUUCAUUUACCGAGUUUCCGGGACCAUUGAUGAGGUAUCGCUGCCGACCAGGUCAGUGGAAAUUCCCUGGAGCUCCUUUUGGGGGGCUGCGGGCGGAACUUCUGGUCCUCGCGAACGAGAGCACGCCUUUCGCCAUCUCCCCCCGUCUCUCCCCAUUAUGUCGAGUCUCUACUAUGGAUGCACUACGUGUGCUUCUCCCAUGCCUCCCCGCCCUUAAAAGGAUUGUCGCCUCGGUCUCUCUGGAUCUGCGAUAUGGCAGCAGCACGGUCGAACAGGGUGCUGCAUCUGAAGGGGUCCUCUUGUUCUUGUCCCUACGCCUCUUCUCUCCUGCUUUCUCUCUCCAUAUUUCGUCAGGCGUUCGUGGGCAGGGCAGGGCAGGUCCGGGGCCGGGAGGGACGUCGGGGUUAUGCACGUACCAGCUGGUCCGGCAGGCAGCCUUUUCGGGGUUCAUUGUGCUGUUUUUGUCAGCAGCCGUUUGCGAAGCAGGGGUUCAUCACAUCUUUCGUCACACGCUGCUCUCCCUCGUCUUCCAGCCCCUGGCCCCGACCCUGGCUGUGCCUCUCGCCCUCUCACUUGCGCUCGGCGCGUCCUCUCUUCCCGGAACCUGGGAAACAAGGGGAUCAACCACUGGUCCACGGUCAAGCUCGGUCACCACACCGGUCAAGGUCAAGGCCACCCCUGAAGGGCAUGGUGGGCGGAAGCGGAUGGAGGGGAAGGCGAAUCUCCUCCCGAUCUAUCUCCCCUCCCCCCACCUCUCCGGAUGAAGCAAUGAAUUGCGCGCUCAAUGCGAUUGGAAUUAUAUGACAAUGCGUAAAGUGACAUUCGCCCGGAGGUGGGAGAACCGGCUCUUACACACUGCGAGACUGGGAAAGAAGCAGGCGAGGCGAGGCGAGACGAGGUUUCGGAUCAGCG
Molecule: messenger RNA, 1041 nt
Organism: Colletotrichum navitas
Lineage: Eukaryota; Fungi; Ascomycota; Sordariomycetes; Glomerellales; Glomerellaceae
Exons: 1
Coding region: 159-893 (244 amino acids)
Source: RefSeq, a predicted model, not a curated record